AUGGAAUGUAAACAAGUUAUCAUUAAACAUAAAUGGUUAAUCCUAUACAAGAUCGGAGAAGGGUCCUUUGGACAGGUAUUCAAAGCCAAAGACAUAAAGUCGAAUGAUUUUUAUGCGAUCAAACGUGAAUUGAAGGACAGCCCACAGCUUUACCAUGAAUUCAAAUUCUACAAGACGUUAAAGGGUGGACCUUGUAUACCAAAUUGUUACUGGUUUGGUCAGCAUGACGGUUUUAAUUGUCUUACCUUGGAUUUGUUGGGUCCCAGCUUAAAGCACCUUCAAGAAAAAUUAAAGGAGAUACCAUUAAGGAUUGUUGUUCAAAUAGGAUGUCAAUUAAUAGCCUGUUUCAAGCAUAUGCAUGACCUUGGCAUUGUCUAUCGGGACAUCAAACCAGAGAACUUUUUAUUCCCUUACAAAUAUUCCUUUUCCUCUUUCUCUUCUUCUUUAUCAUCGUCAACUUCACCACCUUCACCACCAUCGUCUUUGGCUUUAUCAGUACCGCCAUUACCAUUAUAUAUAGUUGAUUUCGGCUUAGCCACUUGGUGGAGGAAUUCCAGGACGAAUAAGCCUUAUCCUGAAGCAAAAUAUAUUAAAUACAAGACAGGAACGGCAAGAUAUGCAUCCAUACGUGUUCACAAGGGCCAUUCCCACGCCAGAAGAGACGACUUGGAAAGUCUUGGUUAUAUGUUACUUGAUCUGCUCUGUGGUGACUUGCCUUGGUCAGGCGUAGUAGCACGUUCGCGUAAAGCAGGAUGGGAUCGGAUUAGAAAAAUAAAAGAGGACACGUCCUUGUUUGAUCUAUGCAUAGGAUUACCCGUGGGUAUUCUUCAUUUUAUUGACUAUACAAGAAAACUUGAAUUUUACGACACACCUGAUUAUGACUACCUGAUAUCCGUUUUACAAGAAUCUCUACCCUUUGGCUCUUAUUCGACACUGGUCAAACCACAAACGCAAGACCUGUUUGAUUUACCUUCUUUUUCAAAAUCCAUACAAAUUUAA
Messenger RNA from Rhizopus microsporus ATCC 52813, 999 nucleotides. Its product is annotated as kinase-like protein. Gene Ontology annotation, molecular function: ATP binding; protein serine/threonine kinase activity. Lineage: Eukaryota; Fungi; Mucoromycota; Mucoromycetes; Mucorales; Rhizopodaceae. The transcript has 4 exons. The record is from RefSeq and is a predicted model, not a curated record. Bases 1 to 999 code for a protein of 332 amino acids. Gene Ontology annotation, cellular component: nucleus; cytoplasm. Gene Ontology annotation, biological process: signal transduction; peptidyl-serine phosphorylation.